AUGAUAUGUUCUCAAUAUCGCUCACCGAGAAUCACUGAACAUCCAUCGGAUAUCCUUGUGCCCAAGGGCGAGCCUGUGACACUCAAUUGCAAGGCAGAAGGUCGACCGGAGCCCACGAUUGAAUGGUUUAAGGAUGGCGAAUCGGUGAAGACAAGUCCCAACGACAAUAAAUCACAUCGAGUAUUAUUACCAUCUGGAUCCCUGUUCUUCCUGCGCACCGUUCAUGGGAAAAAAGAGCAAGACGCUGGAGUUUAUUGGUGUGUGGCGAAAAAUGUUGCUGGAAAGGCACAAAGUCGAAAUGCCACUCUGCAAAUUGCAGUGCUGAGGGAAGACUUUCGAGUGGAACCCAAAGACACGAGAGUUGCGGCCGGAGAGACGGCCCUGCUGGAGUGUGGCCCACCAAAGGGAAGCCCCGAACCCACACUCAUAUGGAAGAAAGAUGGCAUGAUUCUGGAUUUAGACAUGGUGCACAGCAACCAACCGACGUUUCGGAUGCGCAUCGUGGACGGGGGAAAUUUGCUGAUCAACGACGUGCGCCCACUUGACGAAGGACGAUACCAGUGCACCGCUCAGAAUGUUGUAGGUACAAGGGAGAGUGCCUACGCCAAGCUCACUGUACAAGUGAAGCCAUACUUCAAUAAGGAGCCCACGGAUGUCACCGUUCUCAGUGGACAGACUGUUCAAUUUCACUGCUCCGUGGGCGGUGACCCUCAACCUCAGAUACUGUGGCGAAAAGAUGAUGGAAAUAUGCCUGUGGGAAGGGCGGAUAUACUGGAAAGUGACAAGAGCCUAAUAAUAAAGAAUGUGGCUCUAACGGAUGAGGGAAUGUACAUUUGUGAGGCGCACAAUAGCGUGGGACAAAUAAGCGCUAGAGCACACUUGAUUGUCAAUUCACCUCCGAGCUUCUCUGUUCGGCCACAAGACAAAAAGGUCGGCCUCAAUGGAAUCGCACUGUUUGAGUGCCUCGCCAAAGGUAACCCACCUCCGUCGGUGUUCUGGACAAAGGAAGGAUCGCAGAUGCUCAUGUUUCCGGACAAUUCAUACGGACACAUACAUAUCACAUCGCAAGGAGCCCUGCAGAUUCGCGGAGUGCAGAAGGAAGAUGCCGGAUACUUUGUCUGUUCAGCCUUAAGUGUAGCUGGUUCCGCGACAACGCGUGCCUUUCUGCAGGUGACAUCCGUUGAUGACAUACCACCCCCAAUUAUUCAAAUCGGCCCCAGCAACCAAACACUGCCUCUCGGUGGCGCAACUCAGAUGCCAUGUCAGGCCAUCGGAAGCCCGCCACCCGAUAUCAAGUGGUACAAGGAUGGGGUGGCGCUGAGUGCGGGGCAGCGGCAUUUUAUGAUACAACAGAACGGCUCCCUCAGAAUAACGAACUUACAAUCCACGGACUCUGGGCUGUACACUUGCACAGCGUCUUCAGAGAGUGGCGAAACGUCGUGGUCAGCAUCGCUGAGCGUGAAAAAGAGCACUUCGCCAAUAUUUCACCGAAUUCCCGAUCCCAGCACUUUUCCAGCACCCCCAUCGGCCCCCAGAAUCAUUAAUAUCACAGAGAAUGCCAUAACGCUCUCGUGGAGGCGGAAUCAAAGCGAGGAAGCGUCCACACUAAUUGGCUACACCGUCGAGUAUUUCAGUUCGGAUCUGCAGACUGGGUGGGUGGUGGCGGCCCAUCGCGUGCCAAAUCAAACAAUUACGAUAACAGAACUGAAGCCAGCGACUUCUUAUGUAUUUUUGGUACGUGCCGAAAAUAUCUAUGGACUCUCUAUACCGUCUCUAUUGUCUCACCCAGCCAAGACAUUGGGCGCCAGGAGUGAAAUAAUACCACAAUCAAAAUUAAUUGCAGCUCGUGCUGUUCUCAGUGAAAAGAUUGUUGAACUUGUUAAUGCCGUGGCUGCAAACUCUACAUCCAUUCGACUAGACUGGCGACUACACAUCACCUUCAACGAUGAGUACAUUCAGGGCUUGUAUCUGCGCUUCCGCGACGUGAGCAGCGGCUCACAGAAUUACAACAUUAUCACCAUCAUGAGUCCCAAAAUUGAGUCACAUGUAGUGGCGAAUCUGAAAAAGUUCACCAAAUACGAAUUCUUCAUCGCCCCAUUUUACCAGAGUGUCGAGGGUCAGCCGAGCAAUUCGAAAAUCGUCCAGACAUUAGAAGAUGUUCCAUCUGCACCACCUGACAACGUACAGACGGGCAUGCUGAACCUCACAGCCGGCUGGGUACGUUGGCUUCCGCCGCAGAAUCAGCAUCACAAUGGCAUUAUAUUGGGGUACAAAAUCCAAGUGAAAGCUGGCAAUUCGUCGAAAAUCCUUGCUCAAAUGACUCUCAACUCCACCACCAUGUCUGUUAUGCUGAACAAUCUCACAAUAGGCGCAUCAUACAAUAUUCGCAUUGUGGCUUACACUCGAGUUGGAGCCGGUCCGUACUCGCAGCCCGUCACCCUCCUCAUGGAUCCAUCACACAUCAUUUCACCACCACGCGCACACCCCAGCGGAUCCGCCUCCACGUCCGAGGAGCCGCAGAAGCGUGACAUCGUGCACGAGCCGUGGUUCAUGAUUCUCCUAAUUCUUAUGCUUGUGACAAUAAUCGUAGCUUCGGGCACAGCCAUGAUAUUCUUCCGCAAGAAGCACCGACUCAGCAAGGGAAUGAAUCAUUUGAAUGUUCCCAGUGUCAAUGCUAGUGAAAUAACAGCCUUAGCUUUGAAUGGCAAAGAGAGCAUCUGGAUUGAUAGAGGCUGGCGCGCAGGUGACACAGACAAAGACUCCGGAUUAAGUGAAGCUAAACUCCUAGUCAACUCAUCCAACGCUCCCGGAUCUUAUGGAGAUAUAGGCACAGACUAUGCAGAAGUGGACACUCGCAAUCUCAGUACAUUCUACAGUUGCCAAAAGUCACCUGAGAAUCCAACUCCUUACGCCACAACAAUGCUUAUCAGCAAUGGCAAUCCAAGCGGAAGCAGCCGCUCAUCGAGCGACACUUGCACAAAACGAUCCAAUUGCAGUCGAGAACCUUACUCAUCAGGUGCCUCAAGCCCCACAUCCAACGCCAUUCAAGGGAAACCUCAACCUUCAAUACCGUAUACACAAUUUCCGCAAAUUGUUCCUAAUAAUUGGACAGAUUUUCUACCACCACCACCGGAGCAUCCCCCUCCUAUUCCAGGAACUGCCAAUCCAGCCUUGUUCUACACUCCGGAGAACAUUGAGCGAGGUGGUCAGCAAGCGUCCAAGUCUUGUUCUGGAAUGCUGAUGACUGCCUCUCAAGUGUCAGGACACAGUGGCUCUUCCUGCGGAAACUCAGUGUCCAGCUACUCUCCGUGGGAUGCCCAUCAGCAAAUCAACACGGAAAACAUUUACAAUAGCUUGCUUCCGUAUCCGGGAGCUCAGUAUCAGAAAUGCUGCCAAACUGUAGGUCAUGUUACAUGUUGUGUGCCGAAUAUGCCAAAUAAUCCCCACGUUCCUAAACAUAAGCAAUGCCACCCGAAUCAACAUUCCGACUAUCAGCGGCACAACCAACAGCAAGUCAACUAUUGCAACAAUUCUCAUAGUUGCGAUGCUCUGGCGUCACAUCAGCAAAUCAUUAAUCCGGACUAUCAACACAAUCUAAUCUACACCUGCUCCUCAGAGUGCUCUGACCACUCAAUGAGACAACCCGUGAGAUGUGCGCGACACUGCCAUCAGAAAAAGAAACUGCCCGAUCACAGCGAGAGAGGAAGAGAAAACCCGAGAUUGAUUUCCACCACGCGUUCAUUCGAAUUCAAUCGCAAUGACGAUAGCUACGCAACAAACGACAAGCUUAUUGAUCAAAAUAGUGACUGUUACGCCUCACGUGAAGACACCGACACAUGCUGCUCGUGCAGUGAAGAGAGCUCGUGCGUGUACGCCGAGACUAUCGAUCCAUCGCAAUAAGUGUUCCAAACACAGAUGAUUACAGUAAAUCACAUAUAAACUUAUAGGGUCUGUCUAUGCAGAGAAUCUAGUCAUUUCAUUGUAAAGAGCAUGAAAGUAGGGGAUUAGGGAAGUAUCUGUAACAUUACUCUUAGACAUCGUCUAGUGCUUGAAAAGUUAAUCAGACGAAAACAGUAGACAACAUUAUCUAAAUAUUUUAGCAUCCACUGAAGACUUACAUAUUCUAUACAUAUUGUGUACAUAAGGCCCCUAACAAUAACGUAUUUAGACUAUACUAUUAGGAUCCGAGAAUCAUUGUUUGCUAGUCCAUUUACUGACAUAUUUAUGUACUUCCUAGAUUUUUGACUUUUUCACCCACGAACAUACAAAUUAAGUGAAUAGAUGGAAAAACGAGGAGCAUCUUGGAAUAUGAAGAAAACGCAAUAACACUGAAGACUGAAUGAGUAACAAGAUAUACUUUUGUUAUCGCCGCGGAAUGACAUUGAGACAUGGCUGAAAAACAAUUUUCUAAUUAAUUUACAUUUUAAAAUCCAUUAAAACUUUAUUGCGGUAGGAAAAAUUUCAAAAACAUAUCGAAAGAGAAAUUGGGAGAAAAACUUUAAAAUUCUUUUUACUGAUUUUGGCCUAUUUGAAAUAUCAAAAAAGAAAUCCAUAUCAGAAGCUAUUGUUUUAGACCAAAUGUUUGCAAUAUUUUCCACUUUAUCCCUGAGAUAUAAGAUGCAAAAGAAAUCAAAUAACUUGUGUGCUUUUAUUAUGUACAAUAAUAAUUUUUUAUUAAUUUAUAACAAUGCGCAAUAAUCAUAUCGUCUUUAGUAGGGUUAUAUUUUGAAUUUAAUCAAAAACGUGAAACGUGGUUAUUGUUUACUUGGUGAAUCCAGAGAAGCAAGAGGAAGAUGAAGGAAGAGAAAAAUGUUAUAGAGUCUAUUUAUUUCGGAAAAAAAGUUUGCAAGUUUUUUUCCUUGCUAAAUAUUAAUUUGAUCCUGUUGGAUAUAAUCAACUUGUAGAUGUAGGAAAAUUGUUCUGCAAAACGUACAUAAAAUGUAGAAAAUAUUCAAAUUUGCAAAACUGUGAUAUAUUGUGAUGUGAUAUGCAUAAAAUAUGUAAUUUGCAGACAACAGCAGAUGGAAACAUCUCACUAUGCGUACUCCCAUACAAUACCACUCCAUAACAAUCGUGAAAAGUUUGAAAACUUUUUUGUAUGGUGCAUUAGAAUUUCUAUGAACGGCAAUACGAUAGAUUUUGUACAGAUUACAUGAAGGUUAAAGGAAAAGCGAUAGAAAUUGCGACCCAUUUACGUACACUACACGGUUUAGAAGCAUAAUGUAACGAAUAAUCAAUCAAUAAAUCCACUGUAAAUAGCUAAA
This is a messenger RNA of Phlebotomus argentipes, 5264 nucleotides long. RefSeq names its product roundabout homolog 2 (gene robo1). The coding region runs from base 1 to 3900 and encodes 1299 amino acids. Gene Ontology annotation, cellular component: axon; plasma membrane. Gene Ontology annotation, biological process: axon guidance; cell-cell adhesion. The record is from RefSeq and is a predicted model, not a curated record. Lineage: Eukaryota; Metazoa; Arthropoda; Insecta; Diptera; Psychodidae. The transcript is spliced from 18 exons. Gene Ontology annotation, molecular function: protein binding.